ACAGGACAGCGAAAGAGGCUGCAAUGAGCAGACACCUGGCUUCCUCCUCACACAUGGAGAAUGCUGAGCUGGAGAGUCUGAGGGAAGAGAUCAAGAGGAGAGACCAGGAGAUUCAUAGCCUGAAGGAACAACUUAGAUACAGGUCCUGCCAGCCCCCUGAGGGGUCAUCGUCAUGCCAGCCCCCUGAGGGGUCAUCGUCAUGUCAGCCCCCUGAGGGGUCAUCGUCAAGCCAGCCCCCUGAGGGGUCAUCGUCAAGCCAGCCCCCUGAGGGGUCAUCGUCAAGCCAGCCCCCUGAGGGGUCAUCGUCAAGCCAGCCCCCUGAGGGGUCAUCGUCAAGCCAGCCCCCUGAGGGGUCAUCGUCAUGCCAGCCCCCUGACGGGUCCUCCUCCCCACCCAGGCUGCGCAGCACCAAUGAAGAGCUCCCUGCACUGUCCCGACUCUCCCUGUCCAACCCAGAAAUCUUACGCUACAGCCGCCAGUUGGUGCUCCCAGAGUUCGGGGUCAGAGGUCAGCUCCGCCUCUCCCAGUGUUCAGUGCUGGUGGUGGGGUGUGGCGGGCUCGGCUGCCCUCUGGCGCAGUAUCUGGCUGCAGCCGGAGUCGGUCGUUUGGGGUUAUUGGACUAUGACGAGGUGGAGAUGAACAACCUCCAUAGACAGGUCCUCCAUAGUGAGAAGAGGAUUGGGAUGGCAAAAGCCACUUCCAUGGCGACAGCACUGCAGCAGCUAAAUUCAAACGUGGAGUACGUCCCAUACCAGAUGGCGCUGAGUCCUGCCAAUGCUGUGCCACUUAUCCGCCAAUAUGAUAUUGUAGCCGACUGCUCGGACAAUGUGCCCACCAGAUAUCUGAUCAGUGACGCCUGUGUGGUUGCGGGAAAGCCGCUUGUAUCAGCCAGUGCACUCCGCUGGGAGGGACAAUUAACCAUAUACAACCACCAGGGAGGGCCAUGUUACCGAUGCCUGUUCCCCAUUCCUCCACCUCCAGAAACGGUCACCAAUUGUGCCGACGGUGGUGUCCUGGGUGUUGUCCCUGGGAUCAUGGGGUGUCUACAGGCCCUAGAAGUGAUACAAUUGGCCUCCGGACUUGAUCCUAGCUACAGCAGCACCAUGCUAAUGUAUGACGCACUGGACGGGCGUUUCCGCAACAUUAGACUUCGAGGUAAACGGAAAGACUGUGUCACCUGUAGCAGUGAGUCAGAGUCUCGUGUCCUUGAGGACUAUGAGGCGUUCUGUGGCUCCUCUGCCUCUGAUAAGUGCCGGGCGUUAUACUUGCUGAGUGCCGCUGACAGGAUGACUGUUCAGGAGUACAAACAACUCCUGGAUGAUGGUGUGCCUCACCUGCUCAUCGAUGUCCGACCACAAGCUGAGGUGGACAUCUGCCACCUAACACACUCUGUCCACAUCCCACUGAGUCAACUUGAAGCUGGAAAUGCCGCGGAUCUCCUGGGGGAGAGGACGGGGACAGGCGAGUGCGGCAAUCACUGGAAGAAACUGAUCGUUAUCUGCAAACUUGGGAACGAUUCGCAGAGAGCCGUGAAAAUUCUACAGCGACUUUCUGAAGAAGGUGUUAGCGAGCUUACAGUAAAGGAUAUUGCAGGGGGCCUGAUGGCAUGGGCUGAGAAGAUCGAUCCUGCCUUUCCUAAAUAUUAGAGAGCAUUGGAGGAAGGCUGUCAUAAGCUAGAGCACACUGCUCUUACCCUGGAUGCGUUUGGGUGGGUGGGGGACUAAUUUUGAUAAGACAGCUGCUGUUUCCCACCACCUUGUGGUAUCUCAUGUCACCCACCUAGAGAUAUUUAUGCUUAUUGAUUAAUAAAUCUUACCUUAAGAGCACCUGUAGUGUUCUGGAAGUUAA
Messenger RNA from Rana temporaria (common frog), 1848 nucleotides. RefSeq names its product molybdenum cofactor synthesis 3 (gene MOCS3). The transcript has a single exon. Gene Ontology annotation, cellular component: cytosol; cytoplasm. Lineage: Eukaryota; Metazoa; Chordata; Amphibia; Anura; Ranidae. Bases 24 to 1646 code for a protein of 540 amino acids. The record is from RefSeq and is a predicted model, not a curated record. Gene Ontology annotation, molecular function: URM1 activating enzyme activity; adenylyltransferase activity; thiosulfate-cyanide sulfurtransferase activity. Gene Ontology annotation, biological process: tRNA wobble position uridine thiolation; protein urmylation.